Micromonas commoda is the source of this 2451-nucleotide messenger RNA. RefSeq lists its product with no specific name. The coding region runs from base 1 to 2451 and encodes 816 amino acids. Lineage: Eukaryota; Viridiplantae; Chlorophyta; Mamiellophyceae; Mamiellales; Mamiellaceae. The record is from RefSeq and is a predicted model, not a curated record. The transcript has a single exon.
AUGAAGGGCCAGCAAAACGGCGCGGGGGAUGGAUCUGUCGGAAACCAACCGCCCGCGGGGUAUCUUCAAAGAUUGUGGGCGUGGCUGCGACGGCCGCAAGCGAGAGGAAAAACUAAUCACCACAUAAGGAGGUCGAGACGCCUGAGCCACUUUGCGACCUUGAAGACGAUGCCCGAGCUAGCUGAUGUUCCUUCCAAGUGUAUAUCCUCCCCAGCGUAUCGUUCUGGUUCUGCCUGGGAGAUGGAGUACGCGGGGAAAGACAUGAUGACGCUCCUUGGGGACGCCAUGAAGUCAUCGUGCUCACCGAGUGAUUUGAGAAACGCCGCGUUGGUGUGCAAGGAGUGGCGCUCAAUGCUGGGAUACGCCCCCGCGGUGGCGUCGAUCCUCAGAGGAGGUGACGCUUUUGCAAUCGCGAAAAUGUUGGCUGCGAAAGACAUCGAAUCUGUAGUCCAGCACCACAUCUCCGACUUUGUCCGGGUUUUGGCGAGAACCGCAGAGACUGAAGAAGACGACACGUUUCUUGCGACAUCCGUUGCAGAUCUUGGCAACAUCUGGAUGUUUGCCUUCAAGCUAUCGUGGAAUAGCCACGCGGAACAAAUGAUAGAAGCGUGGCUCAAGGUUUUCGUCACACGUGUGCGUGAGAUGCAUCUGAUGUGUUCCGAUGGAGAUCCUAUAAAUGCUGCGAUUACCUGCAUCGGUCCUGUCGAUCGAAACGACGCAGACGUAGACGCGAGGCUCGUUCUACACAUGGAUUUGAGGCAGACCGUGAGGCGUAUCGGUGAAGCGUUGGUGCCUCGCCUCGGUGACAUUAUCGACCGAGCCUCGAGACGGCUGAACAACAUCAUGCAGUCUUUGAACAACCUAUGGCUUCAUCGAUUUCAUGACUUCAUCGGGUCACCGUCCCAUGUCGAUCCUUCAGAGUCCUUCGCAACCCGCGAAGCUGUCGAAGUGGACAUAGACAAUCUGGUGGCGUACUCUUUGGUUAUCCGUGCCGUCUUCCUGGAAUUUCCGCGGGAGGCGAGCGUCCAUUUGCGCAGUCUGCUACCCUUGCUCUCUAUCGAGUUUGAUGAGGUGCAAGGCUAUCUUCUUUUUGAGUUUGGCGUACAAAACGCGUUCAUAGGUAUUCGAGAAAAAUACCUUUCGCCGGGGGGGAGGUACGCAACUUACGUUAAAACCAUGCAAGAAAACUUCAGCGUCGUUAUCAACAUCACGGAUGCCCUCCUGGCCAUGCAAAAAGUUGUGAAAAAUGGGUGGGAGCCUGAUGGCCUGCAUGAUGCUUUGCUUCAAGCGUUACUGGGCAGCUCAGGAGAUAAAAAACUCGAACUUGUGCGCGCAUUUCCAACCGUCGCGGCAAGAAAUCUCUCCUGGUUGUAUGAAGCAAUUACACUCCCUGAUGACUAUGUUCAUGACGAAGAAGCAGGACGUGACGCUGACGUAUGGGACCAUAUUGAAGCUGGUGUGAAUCUCGUGUGUUGUCUGCUUGACACCGAAGUGCAAUUCGAUGGCAACCUGAUCAUGGACAGACUGGUCCGUCUCGUCCCAUUUGACCGAGGCCCUGAACUGCUCUGGGCGAUAAAUGAGCUUGUGCGCAGAGAGCUCACAGACCUGAGGCCUGAUGCACAUGUGAUCGCCGAUGUACUUGACCGCCCUAAUUACAUGAAAACUCGUGACCAGGCGAUAACUGCGUUCGGCUUGCUCGGCGACGAGGCUGAACCCCAUUUGGAUCGCUUCAUGGAGCAGAUGAAAGAAGUCUUAGUUCAGGAAACAGGAGACAGGUUUGUUCAGACUUUGUAUGAACACCGGUAUCGCCUAAAGCAAAAUCAUCUGCGAGACAUCAUCCUUUGCUUAAACGAGAGCGAUUGGAUUCCAGAGAUUGUCACGGCGCUCGAAACGGUGCGGGUUCUGUGCAAGACAGAGGAGGAUGCCACUCAGAUAAUGUACACCAUGUUCUAUGAGAUGCUCGAUUUGACGUCGGAGAUUGACGAUGACGGUCAAUCUUACUUCCCGUGCAAUGGCGGCAACUACCUCUUUGAGGCAAUUCAGUACGUAGCCUUGCGUGUUGACGAACCGACUCGACGUGAAAUACUUCAGUAUUUGCGCGCAAAUUCCAAAGGUCCGAGUUCUCAGAACCCAUAUCGUUGGCUCAGCAUGUUGCAUAUUCGUGCGAUGAUCGAAAAGGAUGUGUCACCGGCAUUGGCGUUGGAUCACAUGUUGGAGAUGUACGACAACAACGAUGGCGACCGGCGCCGUCGCGAUGACAUCGUUGAUUACAAGGUUGAACAGUUGGAGAUAUUCAAUGAAGGCCGUCGGAAGCUAAGAAGUGAAUAUUGUGAUCGGCUCGCUGAACUGCGCUUGCAAGCUGAGGACGCUUUCGACUUCUUAUCCUCUUCCGAUGAAGAGGACGCCGACGACGACAGGGACUCUACAGGAUCAGAGGACAUUGAAUUUUGA